This is a messenger RNA of Oryza sativa Japonica Group (Japanese rice), 2183 nucleotides long. NCBI's taxonomy places the organism in Eukaryota, Viridiplantae, Streptophyta, Magnoliopsida, Poales, Poaceae. The record is from RefSeq and is a predicted model, not a curated record.
UCUGAAUAGCUACAAUAGAAUACAGAGAUGUGGACUGCACCAGGUCUGAGCUGCUUAAGGUUGCCUUCACCGAAAAAUGGCUGCCCGAAAGGCUCCAAAAUAAUCGGAAAGCAACAGCCAAGCAAAGACUCAGUUGUUACUGCAAUCAACAAGAGUAGCAGAUCUGAAAGGCAUCUAAUAAGCGAGGAAUCAACAGGAACCAUCAUGAUAGCUAGUCACUCUGCUCUUGUACUGUACUUGAAGUUUUGGUUUCUGUAUGGGACAGUCGUCAACUGGUCUCUGGGUCUAUAAAAUACAAAGGAUGUAUGUGGCUCUUAACUAGAGCAAGACAUACUUUUUCAUAUCUUCCAGACAAGGUGCAUUAGCAACAUAGAAUAUGGAAGGGACUGGUGAGAUGAGAGAGGUUGGACGAGAAACUCUCCAUGGAGGUGUGGUGCAGAGUGUUAGUGAGACUGAUGAGUACAAAGAAAAGACUAUUGACAGUGAAAAAGAUGGGCAGUUUCGGGUGCAGCCAAGAUGGAGGAAAUUCUUGGCUCAUGUUGGGCCUGGAGCUCUGGUGGCCAUUGGCUUCCUAGAUCCUAGCAACUUGGAAACUGACAUGCAAGCUGGAGCUGACUUCAAGUAUGAGCUUCUGUGGGUCAUCUUAGUUGGGAUGGUCUUUGCACUUCUGAUCCAAACAUUAGCUGCCAACCUUGGAGUGAAAACAGGAAGGCACCUUGCUGAACUGUGCAGGGAAGAGUACCCGCACUAUGUCAACAUUUUCUUAUGGAUCAUUGCGGAGUUGGCGGUGAUUUCUGAUGACAUUCCUGAAGUGUUGGGCACAGCUUUUGCGUUCAACAUAUUGCUUAAGAUUCCAGUGUGGGCUGGAGUUAUUCUCACAGUGUUCAGCACCCUCUUGCUUCUUGGAGUACAGAGAUUUGGGGCUCGGAAGCUGGAGUUCAUCAUAGCAGCAUUCAUGUUCACUAUGGCAGCUUGCUUCUUCGGAGAGCUAAGCUAUUUGAGGCCGUCUGCAGGAGAGGUGGUCAAGGGCAUGUUUGUCCCUUCUCUCCAAGGGAAAGGCGCUGCUGCCAAUGCGAUCGCACUCUUUGGCGCUAUCAUCACACCAUACAACUUGUUCUUGCACUCUGCUCUGGUCCUGUCAAGGAAGACCCCACGAUCAGACAAAAGCAUCAGAGCUGCUUGCAGAUACUUCCUUAUUGAGUGUAGUCUUGCAUUCAUCGUGGCUUUCCUCAUAAAUGUUUCAGUCGUUGUUGUUGCUGGAUCCAUUUGCAAUGCGAAUAAUCUUUCUCCAGCUGAUGCCAACACGUGUGGUGACCUAACUCUGCAAUCCACACCUCUUUUACUCAGGAAUGUUUUGGGGAGAUCAAGCUCGGUGGUGUAUGCUGUUGCGCUGCUAGCUUCUGGGCAAAGCACCACUAUCAGUUGCACGUUCGCUGGGCAGGUCAUCAUGCAGGGGUUUCUGGACAUGAAGAUGAAGAAUUGGGUAAGGAACCUCAUCACCCGAGUCAUCGCCAUAGCUCCUAGCCUCAUCGUCUCCAUUGUCAGUGGUCCCUCAGGCGCCGGCAAGCUAAUCAUCCUGUCAUCAAUGAUCCUGUCAUUUGAGCUGCCGUUCGCUCUCAUCCCUCUACUCAAGUUCUGCAACAGCAGCAAGAAAGUUGGACCCCUCAAGGAAUCCAUCUAUACGGUGGUGAUCGCGUGGAUCCUGAGCUUCGCGCUCAUCGUCGUCAACACCUACUUCCUAGUGUGGACAUACGUGGACUGGCUCGUCCACAACAACCUCCCCAAGUAUGCCAAUGGCCUCAUCUCCGUGGUGGUGUUCGCGCUCAUGGCCGCCUACCUGGUCGCCGUCGUCUACCUGACGUUCAGGAAGGACACGGUGGCGACGUACGUGCCGGUGCCGGAGCGGGCGCAGGCGCAGGUGGAGGCCGGCGGGACGCCGGUGGUGGACGCCUCCGCCGCCGACGAGGACCAGCCGGCUCCGUACAGGAAGGACCUUGCCGAUGCUUCCAUGUAGCCUUGAUAAAUUAUUGCUUGCUGAGUAGUGCAUUAGUUAUUCCUCGUCGUCAGUGUAUAACUAGAUGUGUUCUCUGGAUGAUAUAAUGUGAUUCGUCAUUGAUUUUUUGUUCUUCUUCUUGUUGUUGUUUCUAAGCAGCUUAGCUGUAAAUUAAGUUUGAGAAAAAAAA